Molecule: messenger RNA, 1449 nt
Organism: Geodia barretti
Lineage: Eukaryota; Metazoa; Porifera; Demospongiae; Tetractinellida; Geodiidae
Source: the annotation of a GenBank genome assembly
AUGCGCAGGACGUCGCUUGGAAGCCUGUCAGCCGAUGGAGUGGUCAACCUCGAGCGCGCGCUUUCCGCCAGCGACCGCAUGGGCGGGCAUAUUAUGCAGGGCCAUGUGGACGGCACGGGCCGAAUUACCUCCAUCAAAGAGGACGGCGACUCGAUGAUAUAUCGGGUCCGCGCGCCCGCCCGGCUGAUGCCCUACAUAGUCGAGAAGGGAUUCAUAGCGGUUGACGGUAUAAGUUUGACCGUGGUAAAAGUAGGCACUUCCUCGUUCACCUUGCCUGUGAUACCAUUCACUCUCCGCAAUACUAAUCUGCAUGCACUAUCAGUCGGCUCUAGGGUAAACUUGGAGGCCGACAUACUGGCCAAUCUGGAAGAGGCACUGGACGACCUAAAAGCGGGCAAACUGCUGAUCGUAGUUGACGACGAGAACCGGGAGAAUGAGGGCGACCUCGUAAUGUCGGCGGAAACAGUGACCCCGGAGGCAAUCAACUUCAUAGUGAAGUAUGGCCGGGGUCUACUUUGUAUGCCCAUUAUCGGCGAGCGGCUGGACGAGCUCCAGAUGCCCUUGAUGAUCAGCGAAAACGCCGGCAGGAAAGAACAGACCGCUUUCACUGUAUCUGUGGACUACAAGGUGGGCACGACCACCGGCAUCUCCGCCUUUGACCGCGCAGCGACGGUCUUGGCCAUGAUCGACCCGGCCGCCUCUCCAGACGAUUUCACCCGGCCCGGACACCUGUUCCCAUUGCGCUACCAUCCCGGAGGCGUCCUUGCGCGGCCCGGCCACACCGAGGCCAUCGUGGACCUGUGCAACCUGGCGGGAUAUCGUCGUGGUUGGCUCACGCGCCGCCACCGUCGAGUCCGUCUCAUCGAGCGAGUGGCCGAAACGCGACUCCCAACCCGGUAUGGUGAGUUCAAGGCAGUAGGGUACCGCAGCUACUUCGACCAGGGGGAGCACAUCGCCCUGACGACCGGGGAAUGGAAACCGGACGACCCUGUUUUGUUCCGCAUCCACAGUGAAUGUCUCACAGGCGACGUGUUCGGCAGCCUGCGCUGCGAUUGUGGGGAACAGGUGGACCUGGCCCUCAAGACGCUGGCCGAGGAAGGCUCCGGAGUCUUGCUGUACAUGCGCCAGGAGGGCAGAGGGAUCGGCCUGCACAACAAGAUUAAGGCCUACUCGCUCCAGGAUAACGGCCUGGACACCGUGGAAGCCAACAAGACGCUGGGCUUCGACGCUGAUAUGCGCCAUUACGAGGCAGGAGCCCAGAUCCUCCUCGAUCUCGGAGUCUCCAAGCUGCGUCUUCUGACAAACAACCCAGGCAAGGUGGUUGGCUUGUCAGGAUUCGGCCUUGAGAUUCAGGACCGCAUCCCCCUUGAGGUGCCGGUCAACGACGAGAACCGCAACUACCUCAUAACCAAAAAGCAACGAAUGGGACACCUGCUGGGAAACUGCUAG